AUGGAUGGUACGGUGUUUUGUUGUGAUUAUGAUGAAUAUAUUCGAAACAGGGGGAAGAGGAGAAGAAUUGAGAAUGUAAGAAAAGUGAUCAGUGACAGAGACAUAGACUACCCUUGGUGGUUGUUAGAUUGGAUUAUGUAUAUUGUGCCUGUAAUGCAAGUUGGUCUGUGUAUCAUAUGUUGUGUCUGUAGUCCAUGCUGCAAGCAAAGAAGAAGAGGCUUUGUCUAUCGAAUUCAGCAACCAAGUGCAAUAGUAAAUGUUCAGCCUUAUGAUCCUCCACCUCAAGGAACAAUGUCUGUAUUGCCACAGUCCUCUGCUUCAGUGCACAUACCAAUGCCGCAGGCUACUUCUUCCCCCUUGCCCCUUGUUCACAAUUCCCCAUAUGCACAUCAUUCAACUAUACCACCAGAUCAUACUACACCGUUUGAUGAGCCCCCUCCACCCUACAGUGCUGUGGUUGGUGAUCUGUAUUCCAAACAAGUUUCUUAA
This is a messenger RNA of Gryllus bimaculatus (two-spotted cricket), 489 nucleotides long. Lineage: Eukaryota; Metazoa; Arthropoda; Insecta; Orthoptera; Gryllidae. The record is from the annotation of a GenBank genome assembly.